This is a messenger RNA of Cylicostephanus goldi, 387 nucleotides long. Lineage: Eukaryota; Metazoa; Nematoda; Chromadorea; Rhabditida; Strongylidae. The record is from the annotation of a GenBank genome assembly.
AUGGCUAUGGCAGCAAGAGGACGCAGUUCUAAACUGCCACCAGAGGUUAACCGAAUUCUUUACAUCAAAAAUCUACCUUACAAAAUCACGUCCAGCGAAAUGUAUGAGAUCUUCGGAAAAUUCGGCGCCAUACGACAGAUCCGGGUAGGCUCUACCAACGAAACCCGUGGUACAGCUUUUGUUGUUUACGAGGAUAUCUACGAUGCUAAGAACGCUUGCGAACACAUGAGUGGUUUCAAUGUUUCGAAUAGGUAUCUUGUCGUCCUUUACUACCAAGCCACAAAAGCAUACAAGAGGAUGGAUACAGAGAAGGUAACUAUAAAAUUCAUUUUGAGAUUUGCUUAUUCCGCCCUAAGGGCGACAUAUUGGGAAAGUAUUCGAAGUUGA